GUUGAACACUUGUACAAACGUAAUGAUGUGGAGCUUAUGAUGAAACUGAGAAUGCUAAGAUCCGACCCGAUUGCAACCUCGCUUGCCUUCCAGCACUUGCGAGUCACGUGCGUCCUAUAUCCUUCAUUCCCACUGCGCCGUCUUCAUCCGAGGUCCAGUGAUCGUUAAUGGAGGCGGCCGGCAAGGGCUUCGCCGAUCUCGAUCCCGUCUUCGGAGAAGCAAAGGCUGAGUGGAGCCAUAGCUCUGCCUCUCCGGCGUCUCCGCUCCACCAAUUCCUCUUCCACGCACGCGCCCUCGAUCCUUCCUGCCUUGAGAUCGCGGCCACCGACUUCCACUCCCACACCUUCGAUCUAAAACUCACCGUCUUGGAGCUUGAGGACCUUAGGGACGACGUUGGGAUUGGUGGCUCUUGGUUCGAGUUUCUUGAUUAUCUGAUUGCUUCUUUGUCUUCAGAGGAUGUGAAGCUUGUAUUGGAUAGCCCUGAUGCCAUACAUGCUAAAUUGAUAGCCCACAAGUCAAAGGGACUACCUCGCAUUUCUCUUUCUCUCAACAGAAGUAUAAAUUCAUCAGCUAAUGAUGUCAUGGCGAGUUUAUCGCUCGUGCUUUUUGGGGCAUUCAAGCAGAAGCAGAACGAUGUAAUAAAAGGAAAAGAACAUUCUAGACAGUUGGCUAUAUCUCUGACAUCUGAGAAGGAAAGGUGUGAAAGUUUGCAGAGGCAGCUUGAUAGUUGUUCAUUUUCAAAGAUGCGGAAAGCACCUAAGCUAAAGGGAUCAGAUGACAACACACCACCUGUUGCUGAUACUAUUAACAAUUUGGAUGCUUCAUUAGUAUCCAAAACUCAGCAAGCAUUAGAUGUACCAUCUGGUAGAGAUGCUCAACCUGUGAAAGCAGUUCAUCGAGCUGCCCCGGUGAAUCGAAGGACCAAAGUUAGAGGUGCUCUGCUGCAAGAUUCUAAGGAUGAUGAUGGCACCUGAACAAUUCAUCAAACAAAGUCCUUGAUAUCUCACAUCACUUGGUAAAUUUACUUAUUAAUGGCACUCUAGGUAACGUUUCAUAUUAGGAAAGAAACAAUUGUAAGUUUGCAUAUUGAUACAAUAUACAUGCAUUUUGUUCGAUUUUCCCUUUUUUUUUUUUAUAUUUCCAAAUGUACCAUACGCUGUGAAUUUCUCUGUAAAAUUUUUUAUUCAAUUGUCAAUCCAACUGUAACCAGGAUUCUUAUCAA
Molecule: messenger RNA, 1222 nt
Organism: Dioscorea cayenensis subsp. rotundata (Guinea yam)
Lineage: Eukaryota; Viridiplantae; Streptophyta; Magnoliopsida; Dioscoreales; Dioscoreaceae
Exons: 8
Coding region: 168-974 (268 amino acids)
Source: RefSeq, a predicted model, not a curated record